GGGCCUGCGUGUCCCCAGAUCGUUGCCUCAGGAGCGCGCCCCCUCUCACCUGUGGCCUGGUCCCCCCGCAGGUCGGCUCAGCAUGUCAGUCAGCGUCCACGAGACCCGCAAGUCGCGGAGCAGCACGGGGUCCAUGAACAUCAAGCUCUUCCACAAGGCGUCGCACCCCGACUGCGUGCUGGCGCACCUCAACACGCUGCGGAAGCACCGCAUGUUCACCGACGUGACGCUCUGGGCCGGCGACCGCGCCUUCCCGUGCCACCGCGCCGUGCUCGCCGCCUCCAGCCGCUACUUCGAGGCCAUGUUCAGCCACGGCCUGCGGGAGAGCCGGGACGACACGGUCAACUUCCAGGACAACCUGCACCCCGAGGUGCUGGAGCUGCUGCUGGACUUCGCCUACUCGUCCCGCAUCGUCAUCAAUGAGGAGAACGCGGAGUCGCUGCUGGAGGCGGGCGACAUGCUGCAGUUCCACGACGUGCGGGACGCGGCCGCCGAGUUCCUGGAGAAGAACCUCUUCCCGUCCAACUGCCUGGGCAUGAUGCUGCUGUCGGACGCGCACCAGUGCCGCCGGCUGUACGACUUCUCCUGGCGCAUGUGCCUGGUGCACUUCGAGACGGUGCGGCAGAGCGAGGACUUCAACAGCCUGUCCAAGGACACGCUGCUGGACCUCGUCUCCAGCGACGAGCUGGAGACCGAGGACGAGCGCGUGGUCUUCGAGGCCAUCCUCCAGUGGGUGAAGCAUGACCUGGAGGGGCGCAAGGCCCACCUGCCCGAGCUGCUCCGGCGCGUGCGGCUGGCCCUGCUGCCGGCCGACUGCCUGAAGGAGGCCGCGUCCGGCGAGGCGCUGCUCAUGGCAGACGAGCGCACCAGGCUCAUCAUAGACGAGGCGCUCCGCUGCAAGACCAAGAUCCUGCAGAACGAUGGCGUGGUCACCAGCCCGUGCGCCCGGCCGCGCAAGGCGGGCCACACGCUGCUCAUCCUGGGCGGCCAGACCUUCAUGUGCGACAAGAUCUACCAGGUGGACCACAAGGCCAAGGAGAUCAUCCCCAAGGCGGACCUGCCCAGCCCGCGGAAGGAGUUCAGCGCCUCGGCCAUCGGCUGCAAGGUCUAUGUGACCGGCGGCCGGGGCUCCGAGAACGGCGUCUCCAAGGACGUGUGGGUGUACGACACGGUCCACGAGGAGUGGGCCAAGGCGGCGCCCAUGCUGAUCGCCCGCUUCGGCCACGGCUCGGCCGAGCUGGAGCACUGCCUCUACGUGGUCGGGGGCCACACGUCCCUGGCGGGCGUCUUCCCGGCGUCCCCCUCCGUCUCCCUGAAGCAGGUGGAGAAGUACGACCCCGGGGCCAACAAGUGGACGAUGGUGGCCCCGCUGAGGGACGGCGUCAGCAACGCGGCGGUGGUGAGCGCCAAGCUGAAGCUCUUCGUGUUCGGAGGCACCAGCAUCCACCGGGACAUGGUGUCCAAGGUCCAGUGCUACGACCCCUCGGAGAACCGCUGGACCAUCAAGGCCGAGUGCCCGCAGCCCUGGCGCUACACGGCCGCUGCCGUGCUGGGCAGCCAGAUCUUCAUCAUGGGCGGGGACACGGAGUUCACGGCCGCCUCCGCCUACCGCUUCGACUGCGAGACCAACCAGUGGACGCGGAUCGGGGACAUGACCGCCAAGCGCAUGUCCUGCCACGCCCUGGCCUCGGGCAACAAGCUCUACGUGGUGGGGGGCUACUUCGGGACCCAGAGGUGCAAGACCCUGGAUUGCUACGACCCCACCGCGGACACGUGGAGCUGCGUCACCACCGUGCCCUACUCGCUCAUCCCCACGGCCUUCGUCAGCACCUGGAAGCACCUGCCCGCGUGAGGCACGCCUGCAGAGCCAGGCUCUGCAUGCUUCUUCCCGCCCCACGGCUGCAGCCCCACUGUCGCAGUGGCCCUCACCCACUGUGGGACGUUCCACCGGCCCCGGCCCAGCCCUGAAUGGCCGGCAGCCGACCCUGCCAGCUCUGGGAGCCGCGGACUUGGGGGCCGGUCUGAGUUUUAGACAAGAGAAGAGCAGAGGAGCUGUCUCAGCGCUGUGUCCGCCCAAGCAUCUUUCUUUGCAGUGGUUUGCGGCCCCAGGACAGGACCUUUCAGAGGGGCGUGGACUGACCAGGACUCUCUCAGACUCCGGAAGAAGGACACAUUUGCAGAGCUUUGAGGUCACUGGUUUCAGCAAGUCCUGAGCCGGGACUGGAGGGGUGGGCAGCACCAGCACUGAUGGCACAGCCUUUGACUCAGGGCUUCUCUGUCAGUAUUGUCAUGUCGCCCCACGGAGGACAUCCCAGACCACAGGGAUACGGGGUCCGUCGCCACUGAGAGCAGAGGGUGCCAGGGAGAAAACAGAACACAUUUUAUAAGGGGCAGAAACCUGUAGGGUGAUCUCGUGACAUACACGAGGCUUCAUUAGAAGAUGACACCCAGACCCCCAGGAUUAGAGGAAAUCUCUGGGCCACUCCCCAGAGUUGGGCCUUGCCCUCGGUGACCUUGUCACCUCCCAGUCAGGCUGGGUAUGGCCCAGGAUGCUGUGCCCAGGUGCAGACACGGGUCCUCCUGCCCAGUCACACAGCAGGACCCAGGGCCCCGGGACACAAGCUCCUAGACAAAGGGGUGCCCUUGGGGGCUGCCCCGUAGCCCCCUCUCCUCAGAGCCCACAAGAGGCAGCAGUGACCCCAUCUCCUGAUGGGACCACACUGGCCUUCAGAUGUGGCCCUCCCCUUCAAGACGAGGAGCACAUGGGAGCUGGGGACCCCGGGGGACUCCGGGGCGCCCACUGCAGGUCCCUCUGGGGCUGGACGCAUCUCAGCCUGCAGGCCACCACCCAUGACCCCACCCAGCACCCCCGGGCCUCUGGCCUCUUGGCCUUUCAGUUGGUAACUGGAUCUGGCCCGUUUGCCCCCCGAGCUCACGAAGUCCAAGAGAACUGCCAGACAAGACAUUUUUGUGCAUUUUUCUCGCCUCCUGAGUCUCCUGUGGGUCCCUUCUCAGCUUAUCCCCAGCAUCUGGGGUUCUGUAGAGUCAGCUCCUGCCCGUGGCCACCCUGACACCCAGUGUUCGCGUGUCUGGCUCACUCCUUGCUCGCCGUGGUGUGCCGCUGGAGCGGGAGGGGGCUCUUGACCAACACCUGUGGCUCCCAGGCCACCUGCACUGUGCGCAGUGCUGCCUGGCUCAUGGCUGUGCUGUUUAUGGAGUUAGAGCCACAUUACAUUACUAGCUUUCCAUCAUUCAGCCCUGCCCCUCACGGGACCUCGUGUGGGCGCUCGUCCUGUAGGCUUCUCCUGAGGACAUGGGCCUUUGGGCCAGGUUCACCCCCUGAUGAGCACCCGCCAUCGGGCAGCACUGCCGCCGGGGACAGUUCUGACAGCGGAAGGUGCAUCUCUCAGGUCAGAGGCCUGCGUCCUCUGUUCUGUGUUCCAUCCCAGCUGCCCUGCAGCCGCAGGGCUGUCUCGUCCCAAGAAAUGGCUGUGCUAGGGUAGGGAAGCAGCUCACCCUGGUCUGGAGGGGCCCCUGACCCCGUGGGGUGGCUGCGCUGAGCUAAGCACACUUCCCACAGCACAAAGGACCUCAUGGUGCUCUCCCCCAAGUUGUGCUGCCUUUAUCCGUUUCUAAUUUAAUACAAGACUUGAGAGCA
Hipposideros armiger (great roundleaf bat) is the source of this 3658-nucleotide messenger RNA. It is a transcript of the gene KLHL25, whose product is annotated as kelch like family member 25. Gene Ontology annotation, cellular component: Cul3-RING ubiquitin ligase complex; cytoplasm. Gene Ontology annotation, molecular function: protein binding. The transcript is spliced from 2 exons. Lineage: Eukaryota; Metazoa; Chordata; Mammalia; Chiroptera; Hipposideridae. Gene Ontology annotation, biological process: ubiquitin-dependent protein catabolic process. Bases 83 to 1852 code for a protein of 589 amino acids. The record is from RefSeq and is a predicted model, not a curated record.